CAGCGUUUGUGCACACUCAGGCUGCAAGCCUCUCCAGCCAAAUGUCCAACUCUACCCCAGCUACAAGUCAAGUUACGCUGCACAUAUGGCCUCCACAUGAAAACACCCUCUCAUUCGAUACGUCAAGCGUCGCCGCCCUGUUCUACACCCAACUAGCCAUCCCGGGCCGGUUCUCUGUAGCGUACAGUGCCAACCCGGACUCGUCACCGAGUGGACAACUUCCCUACUUGACGCAUGGGCUGCAUCAUGCGACUACAUUUCCGUCGAUUGCAAAAUACGUCGCUCAGUUGCCCGACGCACGCGACUUGAAUGAGUCGUUGAGUACGAUGGAGAAAUCUCAGUUUGCGGCGCGAAUCGCACACAUACAGUCGGAAUAUGGGGACCUUGUCGCGCACAUGCUCUACUCGCUUCGGCUCAAUUGGUGGAAAGUGACAAGACCUGCAAUGGCGUCGAUGCUACCCGUACCGCAGCGCUAUUAUGUCCCGAGCCGUAUUCGCAACUCGUACCAGCCCCGGUUGGAGGCUGCAGAGCUGUGGGAUAUCCCCGGAAUCGAGCAGGAGGAAGAGGGAGACAGAUUAUCCACCUUGCGCGGGGAUAGGCGUAAGAAGAAGAAGGAAACGAAAGCGCAAAAGUUCAAACGGGUCUUCGAACGCGAGAAGGUCGUCGAGAAGGCUCGCGCCUUCCUCUCUGGCUAUGCUACCCUCCUUGGAGAGCGGCGGUAUUUCAAUCCGCACGCUGACAGCCCAUCGACAUUGGAUAUUGUCUUUGCUGCGCACACGCACAUCCUAAUGAGCGUGGCUUUCACGGACCCCCUACUCCAAAACCUACUCUCUGAAUCAUACCCGACCCUCGUUGCCCACGCCAACGCGGUACAAUCGGCCGCCUUCCCAGACGCGCAGCCAUUCCCACACACUGCUCCACUCGACUUGUCACUAUCUCUGAAGUCGCUCCUUCCCAGGCCAGCACUCCCUGUGUGGACGUGGUCGAAGCCGACAGAGACCGUGACAGAAGAGGAGAAACGGUUCAGGCUAGCGCGCUGGGGCUGGAUUGGUCUAGCAGUGACGAGCGUUGUGCUCUAUCUGGUCUUGAAUCCCGUGGUGGUCAUCGUGACUACGGACUCGGAAGGGGAACCUGAUGAAGAUGUUGAGGAGGAUGAGGAGGCCCGCGAAGAUGAGGAACCUGAAGAUGUGGAUGGUGAGGAACAUGAAGAGGACAGUUGAUGCGUAGUAUUGCGGGGGCGAUUUCUGGUAUCUAUGUGUUGUCUAUGUGUGAGAGAUUAUUUCUCUGCAGCAGAGUGAACGGUGCGCUACUAUAGGCGCCCGAUGCCUACGCAUGCCAAGGCCCAAGUGCCAGACGCGUCGACGCGUCCUGUAAAACGUCUGCUCAUGUGACGGCGUGAGCUCCGGCGGUGACGCCACCGAC
Molecule: messenger RNA, 1422 nt
Organism: Fomitopsis serialis
Lineage: Eukaryota; Fungi; Basidiomycota; Agaricomycetes; Polyporales; Fomitopsidaceae
Exons: 5
Coding region: 42-1220 (392 amino acids)
Biological process (GO): mitochondrion organization
Cellular component (GO): SAM complex
Source: RefSeq, a predicted model, not a curated record